Molecule: messenger RNA, 1783 nt
Organism: Xiphias gladius (swordfish)
Lineage: Eukaryota; Metazoa; Chordata; Actinopteri; Istiophoriformes; Xiphiidae
Gene: hmgcl
Product: 3-hydroxy-3-methylglutaryl-CoA lyase
Exons: 9
Coding region: 50-1054 (334 amino acids)
Biological process (GO): L-leucine catabolic process; ketone body biosynthetic process
Molecular function (GO): hydroxymethylglutaryl-CoA lyase activity
Source: RefSeq, a predicted model, not a curated record
UCACUUGCUCGCGAGGCAGCAGUGACAUCAGAGCGAGGGCUGGACCAACAUGGCGGCUGUUAUGAGGCUUGUCAACAGAGGUUCAGCAAUGGGUCAGCAGUACCUGGCGUUCAGCUCCGCAGCAAAGGUCCGAGCAGCUUGCGUAAGAGAUGGCCCAGCUCUUCCUGAGAAGGUGAAAAUAGUGGAGGUGGGACCCAGAGAUGGUCUUCAGAAUGAGAAGACGAUCGUGCCAGCGGAGACGAAAAUCCAUUUGAUUGACUUGUUGUCAGAGUCCGGGCUGACGGUCAUCGAGGCCACCAGCUUUGUGUCUCCGAAAUGGGUUCCACAGAUGGCAGACCAGGUGGAGGUGAUGAAGGGGAUCUGUAGAAAACCUGGAGUGUCUUAUCCUGUCCUUGCCCCCAACCUCAAGGGUUUCCAGGCUGCUGUGAAGGCAGGAGCUUCAGAGGUAGCCAUAUUUGGCGCUGCGUCUGAGCUUUUCAGUAAGAAGAACAUAAACUGCUCCGUGGACGAGAGUUUACAGCGCUUUGACGAGGUUAUGAGAGCAGCUAAAGAGGCCGGUGUGCCAGUUAGAGGAUACGUGUCGUGUGUUCUGGGAUGCCCGUACGAAGGCAAGGUGGCACCUGAAAAAGUUGCACAUGUGGCGAAGCGUCUGUACUCAAUGGGCUGCUAUGAGAUCUCCCUAGGUGACACCAUUGGAGUGGGGACUCCAGGUAGCAUGACUCAAAUGUUAGAGGCAGUGAGCAGAGAGGUGCCAGUCAGUGCGCUGGCAGUGCACUGCCACGAUACCUAUGGCCAGGCCCUGGCUAACAUCCUUGUAGCCUUACAGAUGGGAAUCAGUGUGGUAGACUCGUCAGUAGCUGGACUGGGCGGCUGUCCCUACGCCCAGGGGGCUUCCGGGAAUGUUGCUACAGAAGAUGUAGUCUAUAUGUUGCAUGGACUUGGGAUUCAAACAGGAGUGGACCUCUCAAAGCUGAUGACUGCUGGAGCUUUCAUCUGUCGAAGCCUCAACAGAAAGACCAACUCCAAAGUGGCACAGGCCACCUGCAAACUGUAGACAGAAGCCAAACCGCGGGCUCUUCCACAAACUGUACACUACAGCGUAACCAUGUAACCUGGAGCCAUCAUCCUCUGUGUUAGGUUCUCCCCAAGUUAGGUUUGGUUUGGUUUGUCAUCUACUGGUAUGAGAAAAUUAUUUUAAUAUUUGGAUGGUACUGACCCCACUCUGUCUUAAAAAAUAAAAUAUCUGAUUAGAUAUUCACUACAUGAUAGCAUAGCUGGAACAGUGCCUUAUGUAAAGUCAGUCAAAUCAUAAAAAAUCAACCUGUCAAAGGCCAUGCCUUUUUAUUUUCUUUGGUAAUGUUUAUAGUGUGCUUACUUUACUGGCAGUGGGUAAGCCAAAGUGAACCACAGCUUUUAAUUAUACUGUAAUAAAUAAUCAACCAGUAAAAAUGUACCAAGGAUUGAUAAACUUAAUGUCAGAAAAGACACAAGUGUUGUUUGGAUUUUUGAUCAUCCCCAGUAUGCUGCGAUCACUGUCUGCAAAUUAAUUUUUUAUUAAUUAAGAUUAUCAGGGAGCAUCUGUGGAAACCAUCAAUCCUUAUGAAUUUGGGCAUUGUGCUGGUUUGUGAAAAAAUGUGAAUGUGCUGUAUUCCACUGAUUUUAAAAAAUGUUUUUUUUCUUCUCUUUUUUUACAUAUGUAGUAUUCCUAAUAUGUUAAAGUAUUCACUUUAAAGUGCUUGUACAUAUACAACCAGAUUGUGGGUUUUAAAAAUAAACACUAUUU